AUGCAUUCCAGAUCUCUUUCUAUCUCACUGUUGAUCGCCUCGAUCACGACUGCGAUUUCACUUCCCAUAGACCAGGACUACCAGUCCGGCACCCCACCGACCGAUUUGAACCCAGAGAUCCUACAAGCGAUGGACGGGCCGACCAAGUCGGAGUAUUUCCCCAGCGGCAAAUUCAUGAACUCCGGAAUGGGUCCCAAACCAGAUCUAGCUUCGGGGCAGCUCAAUGGCGAGGCAGGCCGUCCUGGAUUCAACAAGAAUCCAAAGAACACCGGUUACAGUCUUUCAGGUUUUCCUCACGAAAAUGAGAGCGUCGGUCAAGCUGCCAAAACCCCAUCUACCACUGGUCAUCCCAAUUUCCCUGCUGGCAACGCGUACAGCCCAUUCCAGUCAGCUCCCAGUUAUGGCCAAAAUAGUAUUCAAGCUGGGAGAAACUCACCCGCUGGGCAUCCUCUCAUGUCCCACGAGCGUCCCUCUGCCUCACAAUCUACUACUGGUAUGUCUGGUAUGGCUCACCAAACCCCAUCACCUUCAAAGCCUACACCCGAUCAGAAUCAGCCCCAGGGUCCAUUAGGUAACGAAGCAUACAUGGGAGAGCCAUCGUCAAACAAUAAAUUACCACAACGCAGGAACUUGCGCCGAGAGUUAGGAGAGGGUCCGUUCAAAGCCUUAGAACGUCGACAAGAUGGUAGCGAGUUCUUGGAUGGCCUAAAUGCGGGCGAUGAUGGUACCCUUGGAAUGGGCUCACCCUUCGGCGAGUUUGAUGGGAAUUCAGGAGGAGCUGAUGGAAUAAUGGAUGAUGGAGCCAACCCGGAUGUAUUGAAUAACGCCUUGGGAACGGGGCUGAAACGUCGAACUUCGAUCGGAAGCUUGAGUGAACUCCUUCAACGUCGUCACAAUGGCGAGGAUCACACGAUGGACCAAGGUGCGAAGAACGCGACAGAGCAGCCAGUUGGUCAAAACAACCAAAGCCCCGUCAAACAAACCGCGACGAACUCGACUGAAACCCCCAGUGAGCAAGUUGAACCAGGGUCCACCUCAAAGGUGACCUCGGAAGACCCGGCAAUUCCACAAGCCAGCGAGAAAUCAAACCCCACUGGACAAUCCGGCAUGCCUUCUUCCAUAAACGAGCUGAACAGCAAGCAAUCCAAUACUCAGGCCGAAGGAUUGUCCCAUAGACCUCACUCCAAGGGAAAAACACCAGGACAAAUGCCCGAAAGUUUCGCCGCCCAAUUCCAGCCGCAACGCCUUUCACCCCAAGACCAACAAAUGCCGUCGACAGGCUCCCCCCAAAUGAACCCGAAUCUUCCCACCGGCCAAAUGGGCUCACAGCCAGCGUUCAUGGGUGGUAAAUCCAAUGCCGUCAAUCCCAAUACUCCAAAUGGUCCCGGUUUCGGUUCUCCACAAGCUUCCCCUUUCGGCAUGGGAGCAGGUCCCAUGAAUCCAAAUACUGGCAUGGGAGCCAGUCCCAGAAACAGCGAGUCGAUGAUCGCCGAGAUGGAGGAUCCCUCUGCUACUGAUGAAGACGCAGCGGACGAAGAGGGCAAAAAUGUGAACGAGGGGCAGGAGGAAGGAACAGAUCAAUUAUCAGGAAAAGAAUUGGAGAGCCCCGCUUCGAACCCAUCUUUAUUCCCAGGAAACCCUCAAACUACUGGCCCAACCGCCCCUAAAGAGGACUUCAUGGCCAUGGGUCAACCUAUCUAG
Molecule: messenger RNA, 1701 nt
Organism: Puccinia graminis f. sp. tritici CRL 75-36-700-3
Lineage: Eukaryota; Fungi; Basidiomycota; Pucciniomycetes; Pucciniales; Pucciniaceae
Exons: 4
Coding region: 1-1701 (566 amino acids)
Source: RefSeq, a predicted model, not a curated record